CUAAUUCGUCUCUUGUCACUUGCUUUUUUUUUUUUCUUUUUUUACCUUGGCUACGCUCUCUCGUUGUGUGAAAGCCUUCCUCUCGUUAGCAGCACAAAGCAAAACCCAACACACACGCGCGCCCGCUCGUUACAUUUUUACUAUACAACACUGUUUUUUGUUGUCAAUAUGCGCUCUGUUCAGUCUCUCGCUCUGGGCCUGUCCCUCAUCUCGACCGCAGCAGCCCAGACCUCGACCUCAUGUAACCCCACGGAGAAGACAUGUCCCUCAGAUGCAGGUCUUGAUCAGACCUCGUACACUGUGGACUUCACGCAGGGAGCCAGCAGUGACUGGAACAUGACCUACGGGACGGCCACCUACAAUUCCACCGACGGAGCUGCCUUUACUAUCACGGAGGAGGGUGAUGCCCCUACGAUGCAGAGUAACUUCUACAUCUUUUUCGGAGAGAUCUCGGUCCUCAUGAAGACAGCACCAGGGACGGGCAUCGUGAGCACGGCCAUCCUGGAGUCAGACGACCUGGACGAGGUCGACUGGGAGUUCCUGGGCGGCGAGGCGACCAACGUGCAGACCAACUACUUUGGCAAGGGUAACACGACGACGUACGACCGCGAGCAGGACGUGACCAUCUCGGACUCGCAGACCGAAUUCCACAACUACACCCUCGUGUGGACCGAGGAGACGCUCACCUGGCUCGUGGACGGCGAGUCGGUGCGCACCCUCGCCUACGCCGACGCCGUCGACGGCACGAACUACCCGCAGACUCCCAUGCGCGUCAAGCUGGGCAUCUGGGCGGGUGGUGACCCCAACAACUCCGAGGGCACCAUCGAGUGGGCUGGUGGCGAGACAGAUUACACCCAGGGCCCCUUCACCGCCUACGUCAAGAGCGUCAGCAUCGUCAACUACAACCCUGCCGAGUCUUACACCUACGGUGACCUGAGUGGCUCCUACGAGAGCAUCGAGCUGAGCGGUGCCAACGCCACCGGCGCUACUGUCACCACCAGCUCGUCCAACGAGACGACGACUGCCGCUACCAACACCACGGGAACUUCCUCCUCUACUAGCUCCGGGGCCGUCUUUGCGUCUGGCUCCGCGUCUGCCUCCAACGCCACUGCGUCGUCAUCCUCAUCCACCUCGUCGUCGUCCUCGAGCAGCUCCAGUGUCGUGACUGGCGGCGCUUCUGCGUGGGUGGUGCCCAACAUUGCCAUGCUGGGUGCCAUGAGCCUUGUCUGGAUGCUCAUCUAGACUCUUGUCCUCGAGGAUGGCGAUGAUGAGGAUGUAUGAAGAGAGGUUUAGAUGAUUACUUUACAUGAGGUGUCUGGUACAUGUCAAUCCUGAUGCGAAUCACGGAUGAUGAGAUUUUAUUCGGUUUCUAUUUCUUUUUUCUCUCUAAACAGCUGUGCUCGCGCUCGGCGUUUUUGAGUGCUUAGGCUGGGGGCAAAUAUUUAUUCCUAAAGCAUCU
This is a messenger RNA of Cryphonectria parasitica EP155, 1459 nucleotides long. RefSeq names its product family 16 glycoside hydrolase (gene MWG1). Lineage: Eukaryota; Fungi; Ascomycota; Sordariomycetes; Diaporthales; Cryphonectriaceae. Gene Ontology annotation, cellular component: fungal-type cell wall. The record is from RefSeq and is a predicted model, not a curated record. Gene Ontology annotation, biological process: carbohydrate metabolic process; fungal-type cell wall organization. The transcript has 2 exons. Gene Ontology annotation, molecular function: glycosyltransferase activity; hydrolase activity, hydrolyzing O-glycosyl compounds. The coding region runs from base 169 to 1242 and encodes 357 amino acids.